UUAGUGCAGGGGUGGGCAACUGUGGCCCUCCAGCUGUUGGACCCUGCAUUCACUAUAUCUGGUCUCCCAGGACCCUGCAUUCACUAUAUCUGGCCUCCCCGGACCCUGCAUUCACUAUAUAUGGUAUCCCUGGACCCUGCAUUCACUAUAUCCGGUCUCCCCGGACCCUGCAUUAACUAUAUCUGGUCUCCCCGGACCCUGCAUUCACUAUAUCCGGUCUCCCCGGACCCUGCAUUAACUAUAUCUGGUCUCCCCGGACCCUGCAUUCACUAUAUCUGGUCUCCCGGACCCUGCAUUCACUAUAUCUGGUCUCCGCGGACCCUGCAUUCACUAUAUCUGGUCUCCUCGGACCCUGCAUUCACUAUAUCUGGUCUCCCCGGACCCUGCAUUUACUAUAUCUGGUCUCCUCGGACCCUGCAUUCACUAUAUCUGGUCUCCGCGGACCCUGCAUUCACUAUAUCUGGUCUCCCCGGACCCUGCAUUCACUAUAUCUGGUCUCCUCGGACCCUGCAUUCACUAUAUCUGGUCUCCGCGGACCCUGCAUUCACUAUAUCUGGUCUCCCACAGUACACAAAACAUGGAAAUGCGAUUAUUUUAUACAUUAUAAACUGACAAAUACCUUUGCUCAUCAGCAGUAUAUAGCAGUUUUAU
Molecule: messenger RNA, 651 nt
Organism: Staurois parvus
Lineage: Eukaryota; Metazoa; Chordata; Amphibia; Anura; Ranidae
Source: the annotation of a GenBank genome assembly